Messenger RNA from Arxiozyma heterogenica, 2742 nucleotides. RefSeq names its product Epl1p (gene EPL1). Gene Ontology annotation, biological process: regulation of transcription by RNA polymerase II. Gene Ontology annotation, cellular component: piccolo histone acetyltransferase complex; NuA4 histone acetyltransferase complex. The transcript has a single exon. Lineage: Eukaryota; Fungi; Ascomycota; Saccharomycetes; Saccharomycetales; Saccharomycetaceae. Bases 1 to 2742 code for a protein of 913 amino acids. The record is from RefSeq and is a predicted model, not a curated record.
AUGGCAACGCGGAGCAGUGCCAGUACCAGUAAUAACAAAAACAAUAAGAACAAUAAAAGUGAUAAUAACAACAACAAGAAGAAAAAUGAAGUCCUGAAUAGUUCCAAUAGUAGUGCAAAUAUAAGCAAUAAAGGUAGUAGCCCUGCAGUCCCAAACGUUAGUGGAACUGUAUUAAACACAAGGUCUAGGCACAGAAAAAUCUCUGUUAAGCAAAAAUUAAAGAUAUUUUUACCCAAUGAUUUGAAAAAUUUGGAGCAAAAUGAAUUACAACAACGUGAUGUUGUCGAUCAUAUUGAAACUGGUGUUGAAAAGAGUGAGGAGAAGGAAGUUCAUUUACACAGAAUACUAACUCAACAAAAGAAAUUCGAUUCACAUGAAAACACAAAUGAUGAUGAUAAGACACAGAAUAACGAGAAGGCUUAUAUCCCAACGCCUUCUACCAGAAAAGGUUGGGAUGAAUUUAACUCCUUUUAUCAUGGAAACUUUAUUCAGUCAAAAAAUUUCAUCAAAUUUUCCGCUACUGUAGAAGAUUGUUGUGGUAUAAGUUAUAAUAUGGAUGAAACAGAUGAUGGAUUUUUGAAGAAUUAUAACCAAAAAUUAGUAGAUAGUAGCUCUGAUUCGGUAUCUAAUAAACAACCUUUAAACGAGGAUGAAUUUGAAUUAUUAUGUGCUACCUUUGAACAUGGUAUCAAAGAAAGACAACCGUUUUUAUCAAUGGACGCAGAGAGCAUUCUAUCUUUUAGUGAAUUAAAGCCCACUUUAUUAAAAUUGAACUUUGCUAAUCUUGGCCUAAAAGCAAAAUUAGCCCAUGAACUGAAUUAUUCAACUGAUGAAAAGUUUCUAACACAAUACGAUCCAACACAAGUAGACAAUGUACGACCAAUUCACCAACUGCUGGAGAUCUAUGGGAAUGAUAUCUAUGAUCAUUGGAAAUUAAGAAAAAUCGAUGCAAAUGGUGGUGAAAUUUUCCCACAACUGAAAUUUGAAAAACCAGGCGAGAGAGAAGAAGUCGAUCCAUAUGUUUGUUUUCGUAGACGUGAAGUUAGACAUCCAAGAAAAACACGUAGAAUUGAUGUCAUUAAUAGCCACAAACUGAAAUUACUGUACAGAGAAUUGCAACAUGCUAAGAAUAUGGCUUUGCUUGUAGCUAAACGUGAGCUAAGUGCGUAUAAAUUAUUACAAAGUGAAUCUAAAGUUUUGGAUGAUAGAUUGAAGAUCAUAUCAUUAAAAAGAUCUUUAGAUAUUAGUGGCGAUGAUGAUGAUUUGAUUAAUCAUAAAAGGAGACGUCCUAAUAUUUUGACAAUAGAAAGAAGACAACAGAUUGAAAAGGAGGAAGCUGAAGCAAUAUUAAAGAAGAAUGCUGAGCUUGCUUCUAUACAGUCAGCUACUGCUAAAUCAACUGAUUUUGAUGAACCUUUAUCUGUAUCUGCCAAUAAGCAUGUCGAUAAUAAUAAUAAAAAUAAUAAAAAGGUGUCAUCCACAAAUCUCGCUGAAAUUGACGUCACAGCUACGGCUACCACUUCUGCUACAACAAAACGUAAUGGCAGAAACAAAUUAACAAAAAAACAACUAGAGCAGUUAGCCAAAUCUGGCGAAAAACUAACUAAGCAACAAUUAGAACAAUUACAAAUUCAAUCAUCUGAUUCUAAAGUUGAAGUGAAGUCAAAAGCACCAACUUCAUCUCAAAAAAAACAGGAGCAAAAAUCCCAACAACAACAACCCUCAAUUGCUACGCAUGUGUAUGUCAAGUUGCCGUCAUGUAAGAUUCCUGAUAUUGUUCUUGAUGAUGUUGAUACAAUAUUGAAUCAGAAGGAGAAAAGUGCACGUAGAUUCGUCCAUGAUAGAAUGGAAAAACGGAAAGUUGAGGAUGGUGAUCAAUACUUUAAUCUUACGGAUGAUCCAUUUAAUCCAGUAUUCGAUAUCACUUUACCAAAGAAUGUUGAUUCUACAACAGCUCCAUUUGCAUCAAUUGCCUCGUCUAAGUUUUCAAUUGAUAAUUCGUAUUAUGUCCCAAAUCUUGACGAUUAUCUUCAAGGAAAUACAAAAGAUAUUAAUGCUUUCAAUAAAGACGGUGAAAAGAUAGUUAAUGAUAACUUAUCGUACAUCAAAAAAGUAGAAAUUUAUAAUCCUUUCCAAACUCAUAAUGAGAUUUAUUCAAGAGAGUAUCCAGUUAAAUUUAGAAGACGGUACGGUCGUAAUCAUAUCCAGUAUGUUGAUAGAAAGCCAAAUUAUAACUCUACUGAAAUCAGUAAGGAUGAAACAAAUGAAAUGAUGAAUCAAUUUUUUGACUUUGAUGCAAUUGAGGAAGAAACGAACAAAGUUGAUGAGUAUAUCAAUGUAUAUGAGUCUAAGGCCGAUGAGUUAACAAGAUUUUAUGAAAAAUGGAAAUAUGAUUCUCCAUUGAAUGAAUUUGGAAGUAAAUUUUCAGAGAGCCCAUCGCAUUUGAAUCAAAUUUCAAAUAAAACACAGGUCAUUAGAUUCGGUACUAUGCUAGGGACAAAAUCAUAUGAACAAUUAAGAAAAGCUACUCUAAAAUUCCGUAGAGAAUAUAUCAAUAAUUUGAAACAACAUCAGAAAGUGAUUCAAAAGCAACAACUACAAAAGAUCCAAACUCUUCCCAAAAAUGUAUCCAACUUGAAUCAAAAAUCCAAUAGCAAUUCAAGACAAACAUCUAAGACACCAAGAAUAAAGAAUGAAAGUAAAGUUCCCAGUAUAUCUCAAGAAAAAGCAAAUAACGCAUAA